This is a messenger RNA of Adineta steineri, 873 nucleotides long. NCBI's taxonomy places the organism in Eukaryota, Metazoa, Rotifera, Eurotatoria, Adinetida, Adinetidae. The record is from the annotation of a GenBank genome assembly.
AUGAUUUCCAAUAAUUCUUUUAAAUCAAAUAUACGAUUUCUACAAAAAGACAACAUAUUCAAUGGUUAUAGAGCAACCCUCGAUUUUUCAAAAACGAAUAUAUUCAGUUCCGAAAUAGGAAUAUCCUACUUGCGACAAAAUGAACGUCAAUAUUCCUCUAAAUUUCGUUGUACUGGAUCCGAAAACGAUAUUGAUGCAUGGAAAGAACGUCUUUGUGUAUUUUACAAUACGUGCUAUAAUAAAGAUACUAAUCAAUUGGAUUAUUUUCGAUUUUUACCAAGUAAACCAAAACCAAUUUUCUAUGACGCAGCUAAACGUAUGUUAUAUGAGUUCAGUAAAAUUAGUAGAGAUACUGGAUUUGUAUCACUUUCAACAGAUGGAGAAACACCAUAUGCACCAGUUAUUGUUAAUGAAACAUAUCCGACAAAAAAUUUUACCAAACUUUAUCAUGUACAUAGUCUGAUGAAAACUCAUUUUGGUGCUAAUGACAUAGGACAUGGACUUUGGGAAGAAUUGGGAUCUAUUUCGUAUUCGAUGGAACGAAUGAAUAUAGUUGAUCGAAAAUUAAUUAUUAUGCAUUUAAAUAAAAUGGAAAAUACGAGUUUAUUUCGUACAUAUCAUCAAUAUGUAAUACCUGCAUUAACACAAAAUUCUAUGGUGGAAUUCGAACUUUAUAUGAAAUCCUUUAAUACAAAAUAUGUAUGUUUUGAUUCUUUAAUUGUUGGUGGACAAAUGACCAUUUUAAAAAAUCCACAGACAAAAGAAAAUUAUGGACGUGAAGCACUUUUCUACAACUGGAGAUCAAAAAUUAUACAGUAUAACGGAUUUGAUCCUAAUUUUAUUCCAAAAAAAACAUCAUAUUAUCAUUACUAA